CACGGGCUUGACUCAAAAUUUUCUCACCAACUUACGGUCAACGCCCUGCGCAAGUAUAAGAGUAUUCCCAUCUCAUUCCGUGCACCGUUUCAUCAGAUCCUCGCAUUUGCAUUCCCUCAGGCGUUCAUCAUUUAUCAGCAUCUCAUCUCAGCGUCCAGCACGUCACCGUCGCUACCAGGUCACAAGAGAAGAUCAUUCCCACCAAAGAAGCAGUUCAAGACGACUUUGCAGCGGAACAGGCGAUCAGCUCACGCCUUACGCCCUUCGGUCCCCCAAAAACAACACCAGGCCCCGCACUUUCCACGAAGCCGAGGCGCUCAUUGGUCGAUACGAGUGAUAGUCACCGCGGUCACCGCGUGCUUUGUAACGUUGAGCGAAGGAGUCAUUGGUCAGGCGACACCGGACCGGCAACCUCCAGAAUGGUAGAUAUGUCUGCCAUUCGACACACCGUCAAUGACGAUGCAGCAAACAUGGAGACACUGCGAAAACUAUCGGGCUUUGGCCAAAAGGUCAACAUUGAUAUCAAGAUCAACAACCCACGAGCGACAUAUACUACUCUGGACCGCAUAGAGGGCACCGUCUCCAUUCUCGCACCAACGGAUAUCAACUUCGAUGAGAUUGACAUCGAGUUCAUUGGCACCUCAAAGACAUUUGUCGAGCGCAUGACAGCAGCAGCGGCAGUGUCUGGUCGAUCAGAGGCAUUCCACCAAUUUUUAAAGCUACAGGACCGCUCGGUGCAGGAUGCAUACCCAGCAGGUCAGACCUUGAAGGCUGGCGUCUUGUACACAUUCCCUUUCCUCUUCGUCAUUCCUGAACAACUCCUUCCAAAGGUCUGCGGGCACAAGUGCAAGUCGAUGUGCGUUCGUGAGGCACACCUUCAGCUUCCUCCGACUUUCGGUGACCACGAUCGCGAGGAUGGCAUGGACGAGAAGGCCCUUGACGACUUCGUGCCAGAGAUGGCCAGCACUCGCUAUGGCGUCCACGUUAGAAUCUGCAGAGUCAGGAGAGGAGAAGAUGACGAGGUAAUUCGCAGCAAUAUUGCCAACAAGGCUAGGCGAGUGCGCGUCAUUCCAGCAACCGAGGAGCAGCCACCACUCGACAUCGACACCGACGACAAGGAGUACUGCAUCCGCCGAGAGAGAGUCAUCAGGAAGGGCGUCCUACAAGCCAAGGCCGGUACACUGGUCAUGGAGGCUAUCCAGCCUCCAGCCAUCCUCAUGCGCGCCCGAAGCAACUCCAGCACACCAGCAAUGUCGAGUGCCAGAGUCAGCCUUCGCUUCGACCCCGCCGACAAGCAUGCCCUCCCACCUCUCCUUGGCGACAUGGGCGCCAAAUUGAAAGUCUGCACCUUCUUCGCCAGCACCGCCCGCUCCGGCUUCCCAGACAAGAAGAAAGCACUCCAAGACCCAUCACAAGGCAUGCAUAGCGAACAAAUCAGCCUUUCUUCGCGCUGCAUGGCAAGCAUGACAUCCGACAAAUGGACUGCCUACGAGUCUGAGAAGGACUCUCACCGCGACUCGGGCUUCUCCACCGGCUCUUCCAUCCCAGCCCCAAGCAAAGACUACAAAGGCGCUCGAUUCUUCGUCACUCACCUCGACGUCCCCAUUUCCCUUCCAACGAACAAAGCUUUCGUCCCUAGCUUCCACUCCUGCCUCAUCAGCAGGAUGUACCAACUCAAACUCGAACUCCAUCUCCAAAACAAGGGUCUCGUCGGCACCAUGGACCUCAAACUUCCCAUCCAAAUCUCUUGCACUGAAGGUGACGGCGACUGGAGUCCUCGACGAGGUUCCGUCGUCGAAGGCAUGGAGCAAUGUUCCGAGGAAGAACUCGUCGAUGGCUUCUUCGAUGAGCGCACGAUGCAGAUUCCGGCUGAGGCGUUCGUUGGACAUAGCGAUAUCCGCCGGGCGAGCCCUCCUGUUACACCACGACAUGAGUUGCCGCCGAGUUAUUCUUUCUUUGCGCCUGCGACGGGUGGGCAGACUGUUCCCGCUUAUUAGGCCAAGUCUUUUUCGGCCACUUUACUUAUCUGAAUUUCUGGAUUUCGUCACAUUACGACUUUAUGAUUUUCUUUUUCUGAUCAGCGCUUUCGGCAACAUCAAAGAGGUUUUAGUUGGGAAGAGAUUGGGAAAAAGACUGCUUGGCAAGAUACCCUAUAGAUCUGGCAUUUUUGUUUUUCAUAGCGUGGAGUUUCAGCGAUUGUUUGUGAGAAGGAAGAGUGGGGUUUCAGCAUCAAGACAGAACGAGAGAUUCGUGAUACCAAAAAGUUCAAUAGAGAAUGGUGUAAUACAUAAUUCUGAGCGUCGCAUGAACAACUCUUUUUCCACUCCACUUCUUCGAGUAGUGCUCUCUCAUGAAUCCACCAACAGAUGA
Molecule: messenger RNA, 2370 nt
Organism: Cercospora beticola
Lineage: Eukaryota; Fungi; Ascomycota; Dothideomycetes; Mycosphaerellales; Mycosphaerellaceae
Source: RefSeq, a predicted model, not a curated record